Molecule: messenger RNA, 11359 nt
Organism: Phyllopteryx taeniolatus (common seadragon)
Lineage: Eukaryota; Metazoa; Chordata; Actinopteri; Syngnathiformes; Syngnathidae
Product: serine/threonine-protein kinase BRSK2-like
Exons: 19
Coding region: 300-2765 (821 amino acids)
Biological process (GO): microtubule cytoskeleton organization; intracellular signal transduction; protein phosphorylation
Cellular component (GO): cytoplasm
Molecular function (GO): protein serine/threonine kinase activity; ATP binding; tau-protein kinase activity
Source: RefSeq, a predicted model, not a curated record
UAGACCAUAUUAACUUAGCCUUUGACUAGGACGCUAAAGCGACAACGGAUGCUGUCCCAUCAUCAGUUCACACCCGACAGGCGCUGCAGCGCACCGCUCUCCCAUGACCCCCAGGUUCACAGCCCUAAACUGAGCCGCACCGUGGACGACGAGACCGGAGGACAUCGAGGAAGGGACGUGGGGAAACGCCGACAGGGGCAAAGUCCACUGCGCAGCACAAUUGCGGUUCUCUCCCUAGAAACGCGUCCAACUUGGACAAGAAAUAUACGCCCCUCCCGCGUGUCAUUUCACGCCUAAACAUGUCAUCAUCGGGCAAGGAGGCCAGUAGCGGACAUUGCGCCAACUAUGUGGGACCCUACCGCUUGGAGAAGACGCUGGGAAAAGGACAAACAGGUCUUGUCAAGCUGGGCGUCCAUUGUGUCACAUGCCAGAAGGUUGCUAUAAAGAUAGUCAACAGAGAAAAACUCAGCGAGUCUGUUCUUAUGAAGGUCGAGCGGGAGAUAGCCAUUCUAAAACUCAUAGAACAUCCUCAUGUAUUAAAGCUGCAUGAUGUCUACGAAAACAAGAAAUACCUGUACCUGGUGCUAGAGCAUGUGUCUGGUGGGGAGCUUUUUGACUACCUAGUGAAAAAGGGCAGGCUAACGCCUAAAGAAGCACGAAAAUUCUUCCGACAGAUCAUAUCAGCCCUGGACUUCUGCCACAGUCACUCCAUAUGCCACAGAGACUUGAAGCCAGAGAAUUUGUUAUUAGAUGAGAAGAACAACAUCAGGAUAGCAGACUUUGGCAUGGCAUCUCUGCAGGUCGGAGAGAGUCUGCUUGAGACAAGUUGUGGCUCACCGCACUACGCCUGCCCAGAGGUUAUCAGGGGGGAGAAGUAUGAUGGCCGGAAAGCAGAUGCAUGGAGCUGUGGAGUAAUCCUGUUUGCACUUUUAGUGGGCGCUCUGCCUUUUGAUGAUGACAACUUGAGGAAUCUUUUGGAGAAGGUGAAACUCGGAAUUUUCCACAUGCCUCACUUCAUCCCUCCAGAAUGCCAGAACCUUCUUCAGGGCAUGAUUGAAGUGGAUGCUUCCAAGAGAUUGACGUUGGAGCAGAUCCAGAAGCAUACAUGGUACCUAGCUGGAAAGAAUGAGCCUGAGCCUGAACAGCCCAUCCCCAGAAAAGUGGCCAUCAGGAUGCUGGCUACAGCAGAAGAGAUAGACCCAGAUGUCCUGGAGAGUAUGCACUCUCUGGGCUGCUUCAGGGAUAAGGACAAGCUCGCCAAAGACCUACUGUCUGAUGAUGACAAUCAGGAAAAGAUGAUCUACUUUCUUCUACUUGACCGCAAAGAAAGAUAUCCAAGCCACGAGGACCAGAACCUUCCUCCACGCAAUGAGAUUGCAGACCCUCCCAGGAAGCGUGUGGACUCCCCCAUGCUGAGUCGUCACGGGAAGCGGAGACCAGAGAGGAAGUCGAUGGAAGUGCUUAGCGUCACAGAGGGAGGAUCGCCUGUCCCAGUACGGCGAGCCAUCGACAUGGCAAAGCAUGGUCAAAGGUCACGGUCGAUCAGUGGAGCGUCCUCCGGUCUGUCCAUCAGUCCGCUCAGCAGUCCGAGGCCCAACCGGCGUUUUUUCAUUCCACCCCAGUCCUCAGACUUGUGUCAGUCCCCCAAUUGGAGCCCCACCCACUCCCUUGAGGUCCGCCUUAAUGGGGUGGGACCCCGCACACCCAACUCCUUCCAGCCCAAGAUGGGGUCUCCCCUUAUGCACCCUCGCACCCAGACCCUCCCUGCCAAGCCCAAAGUGUCUGCAAAGCCUCUGCUGACUACCAGGUCCAACCCACUCCCCAACACAGCUAAGACUGCCUCCACCCCCAAGUCUGAGCCCUCCACACCCAUCCAGCCUUUAGCACCCUGCAUCCCCGACAGCCCCCGUGUGAUGCACCACCCUCCCCUUACUGUCCCCCCAAAGCUUUCCAUCCCUCUGUCUCCCGUGCCUCCUAUGUCACCCCUGCGCCGCCACCACCUGCACCCUGACCACAAUGGCAAAUCUUUCCCCAACUCGCAGGUUACCCCCCAUCCUUCCCCUAGAGGAAGCCCUCUCCCCACUCCCAAAGACACCCCGGUGCACACACCAAUGGACAGCCCAACUGGAACACCUAGCCCAACACCUCCACCCAGCCCCUCGAUUGGGGGCAUGCCCUGGAGGACGCGCCUCAACUCCAUCAAGAACAGCUUCCUGGGCUCACCUCGUUUCCAUCGCAGGAAAAUGCAAGUUCCCACACAAGAGGACAUGUCCAGUCUCACCCCAGACUCGUCUCCAGAACUUGCAAAAAAGUCCUGGUUCGGGAACUUCAUCACCCUGGAGAAGGAGGAGCAGAUCUUCAUCGUAAUCAAAGACAAACCUCUCAGCUCCAUAAAGGCAGACAUUGUCCAUGCUUUCCUCUCUAUACCCAGUCUGAGCCACAGUGUCAUAUCCCAGACAAGUUUUCGAGCUGAGUAUAAGUCCACAGCUGGUCCAACAGUUUUCCAGAAGCCUGUGAAGUUCCAGGUGGACAUCACCUACUCAGAGAGUGUCAGUGCCACCAAGGAGAACGGCAUCUACUCUGUCACCUUCACACUGCUCUCAGGUCCCAGCCGACGUUUCAAGCGGGUAGUGGAGAUUAUUCAGACCCAAUUGCUCAGCUCCAAUGACCAGCCCGGCAUACAGCCCCAGAUCUCUGAUGGCUGUCAAUGCUCGGCCCCUUUUCCAAGUAAAACCUCCAAGCGUGGUAAGACCCAGAGUGGCUAGAAUAUCAAGGCAAAAUACCUUACGUCUGGCUUUGACCCACACUGGCAACAUCCUGGAAGCAGUCACCAUCACACCCUGUUUGCACUAACAUGUGUACCUGAAAGUGUGUGAGUAAGCUAUACAAAUAAUUGUGCGUUUACAGCAGACUCACUUAAAAAUGAAUUUAAGUUGAUUAGCGGUUACUUUUGACGACCUAGUUAGUAUAGUUUGUUUAGGAUGGAGGCCAAAUUUAUGCUGGCUACUUUGCAGUGAACAGCAGAGGAUCCAGUUGAUUUAGGUUGAAGUAGUUUGCCGGCUGCAUUCGGAAUCGGAAUGAACCUUGCUGCAACCAGCUUGCAUCUAGCAGCCACACUGCAGAGGCAUUAUUUCUAAAGAAGCACGUCAAUGGCAUUGUAACUAAACAUGGUCCUUGAUAACAAAAAAAAAAGCAUAAUAUAAAUAUAAUGUACUGCAUGAAAAUGUUGCUACAUGCAUAUAAAAAGUCUGAUUUGUUAAAUUUUAAUUAAAUUGAAAAAAUUGUGUUAAUGUGUUUGUGCUUGUAUAUGUGUACCUCUGCAAAACUUUGCAUGGUAUUUGUUAACACUGUGUUGUACAACCCUCCUCAUCAGCUUUCCAUUUAAAAAAUUCCCCACAGUAACACAUGAUGUAUCAUGAAUGCAAGUCUCUGUGUUUCUGGAGAGUAAAGCAUGGUAAGUUAAUCACGACAAACAGGGCAACAAGAUGGAGCAACAUUUGGACACUAACUUUAAGCAUAAGUAAAUGAGCAUUUAUUUGUCUGCUGUACUGAUGCAUGUUUUAUCCACUCUUGACUGUUUUAUUGCACUUACCAACUGCCUUUGUCUUAUUGGGUGGAUGUAGUUGUGAUGGAAGUAAGAUGGAGAGCUAAAAGGAGCUUUGAAAGACUUUUCUACAAUGAAAGACAGAUCUUUGCCAUGCUCGAUAGAACGAUAUCGCCAGUGCAUCUCAGCUCAGCUCAACCUUAUUUAUGGAGCACUGGAGAAAACAGCCCCAGCUGUAACAAAGUGCUGGACAUAGGAUCGAACAUAAAACACAAUAAAUAUAACACCAUUAAGAAUAACAAUGUAUAAAUAGAUAUUCAAUUCUCAUUAAAAUAGACAAGAAGAGCUCCCUUUCACAAUGGCAUUCGGCAUACAGGAGGUCCAUAAUUUUUCUCUUUUUUUGCACAGUACACUACAGGGCCAGAUCCCCCAUGUCAUUUUAUGUGGCCCACGAAACCAAAUCAUGUGUGAAAUUCUAUGAUUCGUGCUAAAAUCUGUACAAAAAUUUCAAAUUGUCAUAUGUAAUAAAUCAUAAGGUUGAGAUAUUGCAUAGAUUUGUUUUUGGUUACCAAACCCCUUUACAGUAACUUGAACAAUAGUUGAACAAACUAUCUUUGACUUCUGAUUUCAAAAGUAGUUAUCCAUCAAUUUGUUGUGUCUUUGUAAUAACAUCAGGAGGCGCGUAAACAUUCAUAUGGUUUUACAGUCAUAACAGCCCUCCAAGGGAAAGUGGAACUACAAUGUGGCCCGCGAAAAAAAUGAGUGCUGACACUCUACAUGUUGUGUGAAUUUGUUCGUCAAUGAGAGAGAGAGAGAGAGAGGAACAUGAUGGAAGUCUCCACUGACCAGAAUGAGGGUGCCGAGAUGAUGGAAUUGUAAUAUCGAUGUCACAGAUUUCACUCACGUUGCAGGAGCUGAAGUUUGAAUGUAAACAAACAACAGCAGUUUUGUAACAGUCAUUACAUCUUCCAUUGGUAACACAGAUACAGAAGGAAUUGUCCAAAUACUCUGUCCCAUUUAUUCCUCGCUCUCGAUUCACUGCGCUGGCUCUCGUCCCUCUCCUUGCAAAUUGAUACUCUUACACUUACAGUAGAGAGUAAGUCAAAGUGUGAAACAAUGGCCAUGGGAUACAGGAUAUGUUUUGCCAAGCCAUUUCAUGCCCCAAAAACUGUGACUUAGUGAACGGUUGCUGCAAAUAAAUAUUUUCAAUUGCCAAGUCUUUCAUCUGAUCUCAACCAAAUGAGCAUGUUUUUUUCUCACUAGAGACAAAGUUGAAGGCAAGAACAUCCACAAACAAAGCUGCAAGCUGAAGGUGGCAAAUUUGCAAAUCAUGUUAAACCUAUAUUUAAUUAAAUACAAAGACAAGAUAUUUAAUGUUCAAACUGAUAAACUUAAUUGUUUUUAGCAAAUAAUCAUGAACUUGGAAUUUUAUGGCUGCAACACAUUCCAAAAAAGCUGGGACAGGGGCAUGUUUACCACUGUGUUACAUCACGUUUUCUUUUAACAACAUUCAAUAAACGUUUGGGAACUGAGGACACUAAUUGAUGAAUCUUUGUAGGUGGAAUUCUUUCCCAUUCUUGCUUGAUGUACAGAUUCUGCUGUUCAACAGUCCGGGGUCUACGUUGUCGUAUUUUACGCUUCAUAAUGGGCGACACAUUUUCAAUGGGAGACAGGUCUAGACUGCAGACAGGCCAGUCUAGUACCCGCACUCUUACUACGAACCCACGCUGUUGUAACACGUGCAGAAUGUGGUUUGGCAUUGUCUUGCUGAAAUAAGCAGAGGCGUCCAUGAAAAAGACGUUGCUUGGAUGGCAGCAUAUGCUUCUCCAAAACUUGUACGUACCUUUCAGCAUUAAUGGUGCCUUCACAGAUGUGUAAGUUACCCAUGCCAUUGGCACUAACACAGCCCUAUACCAUCACAGCUGCAUCACAGAUUAACUUUGUGUCCAUAACAGUCCAGAUAGUUCUUUUCCUCUUUGGCCCGGAGGACACGACGUCCACAAUUUCCAAAAACAAUUUAAAAUGUGGACUCGUCGGACCACAGAACACUUUUCCACUUUGCAUCAGUCCAUCUUAAAAGAGCUCGGGCCCAGAGAAGCCGGCGGCGUUCGUGGGUGUUGUUGAUAAAUGGCCUUUGCUUUGGAUAGUAGAGUUUCAAGUUGCAUUUGCGGAUGUAGCGCUGAACUGUAUUUACUGACAUUGGUUUUCUGUCGGUUUUUGAUGCAGUGUCGCCUGAGGGAUCGAAGGUCAUGGGCAUUCAAUGUUGGUUUUACAUGCAGUGAUUACUCCAGAUUCUCUGAAACUUUUGAUGAUAUUAUGGACCGUAGAUGAUGAAAUCCCUAAAUUCCUUGCAAUUGUACGUUGAGGAACAUUGUCCUUAAACUGUUUUGACUAUUUUCUCACGCCCUUGUUCACAAGGAGGUGAACCUCGCCCCAUCUUUGCUCGUAAAUGACUGAGCAAGCUCCUUUUAUACCCAAUCAUGGCACCCACCUCUUCCCAAUUAGCCUGUUCACCUGUGGGAUGUUCCAAACAGGUGUUUGAUGAGUAUUCCUCAACUUUUUUGCCACCUGUCCCAGCAUUUUUGGAACAGUUGCAACCAUAAAAUUCUAAGUUAAUGGUUAUUUGCAAAAAACAAUAAAGUUUAUCAGUUUGAAAAUUAAAUAUCUUGUCUUUGUAGUGUAUUCAAUUAAAUAUAGGUUGAAUAUGAUUUGCAAAUCAUUGUAUUCUGUUUUUAUUUAUGUUUAACACAACAUCCCAACUUCAUUGGAAUUGGGGUUGUAAUUGCAGACAAUUUCAUCAAAGAAUUCCGAAUUAUGGCUAUAUUUACUACAAUAUAUAAGUACAGAUAUUUUUAAUAAAUCAAAAUGGACCAACUGUGCAUGACUGAUGAAUUUAUAAAUGUGCUAUUUGUUUAGGUAGAUAUAGAGAAGGAUGGGUUCUGUGGUUCUUUUCUGUGCCACUGUCAUGAAUUGUCUUCCACUGUGCCAAUUAGCUCUCCAUCUCAGCAAAGGAAAAUGAGACUCUGAUGCAAAGAUUGCUAUUAAUUUGACACUCAUGCAUCCCUCACCAGUGUUUGUACAUUACAAACACUUGGUGCGGUUUGUUUGGUCUGGUUUCAACAUAGUAACUACACUCAGAUAUGGAUCAAAUCAACCUAUUGAGACCAUGUACAAUCGUUUGCCGCAGUUCAGCUUUAAUGAAAUCGUGAUCCUACCUCAAGCUCAUCCAAAAGACCAAUCAACCACUCAUUUUUUACCUCAAACAACAUAAUGGUGACUUUACAGGUGGUAAACAGAUAAAACCCACGACUGACUGAAAAAAUAUCUUUGAUUUAGCAUGUAUGCGGUUUGCAUAUACAGUAAUCAUACAUGUUAAAGCAACUCAUCUUUUCACCAUGUGAAGUUAGAUGAAAUUGCUUGUGACAUCCACUCAGCUGUUUGCUGGUGUGCGUGGUAGAAUAGCCAUAAAUCUUUUAAACGAUUAAGAAAACAAAUUUGCAUUGUGUUUCAUUAUUAUGGUCAUCAUAUUGUUUCAUUAACUAAUUUGUGCAGCAUUCUUGCACACGCUACUGACCAAUCAAUGAUGUGGACAAUAUGGUUAGUUGUGAUGCAUUUUGAUUCAUGUCGAUUUUUUAUUUUUUUUUUUAACCGCUGGAACAUUCACCAAACUAUGGGGGACACUGACCAAGUUUACAAACCUUUCAAAUGAGUUGGAUGAAAGAAAGCAAGAAAAGCAAGUGAACGCACAUCUUACUUUGUUAUUGAGUUGGCCCAUCCAUCCAUCCAUCCAUUUUCUGAGCCGCUUCUCCUCACUAGGGUCGCGGGCGUGCUGGAGCCUAUCCCAGCUAUCAUCGGGGAGGAGGCGGGGUACACCCUGAACUGGUUGCCAGCCAAUCGCAGGGCACAUACAAACAAACAACCAUUCGCACUCACAUUCACACCUACGGGUAAUUUAGCUAUUUAAUGUUCAAACUGAUCAACUUUAUUGUUUUUAGCAAAUAAUCAUUAACUUAGAAUUUUAUGGCUGCAACACGUUCCAAAAAAGCUGGGACAGGGUCAUGUUUACCACUGUGUUGCAUGACCUUUUCUUUUAACAACAUUCAAUAAACGUUUGGGAACUGAGGACACUAAUUGUUGAAGCUUUUUAAGUGAAAUUCGUUCCCAUUCUUGCUUGAUGUACAGCUUCAGCUGUUCAACAGUCUGGGGUCUAAGUUGUCGUAGUUUAUGCUUCAUAAUGCGCCACACAAUUUCAAUGGGAGACAGGUCUGGACUGCAGACAGGCCAAUCGAGUACCCGCACUCUCUUACUACGAAGCCACGCUGUUGUAACACGUACAGAAUGUGGCUUGGCAUUGUCUUGCUGAAAUAAGCAGGGGCGUCCAUGAAAAAGACGUUGCUUGGAUGGCAGCAUAUGUGUCUCCAAAACCUGUAUGUACUUUUCAGCGUUAAUGGUGCCUUCACAGUUGUGUAAGUUACCCAUGCCAUUGGCACUAACACAGCCCCAUACCAUCACAGAUGCUGGCUUAUGAACUUUGCUUCCAUAACAGUCAGGAUGGUUCUUUUCCUCUUUGGCCCGGAGGACACGACAUCCACAAUUUCCAAAAACAAUUUGAAAUGUGGACUCAUUGGACCACAGAACACUUUUGCACUUUGCAUCAGUCCAUCUUAGAUGAGCUCAGGCCCAGAGAAGCCGACGGCGUUUCUGGGUGUCGUUGAUAAAUGGCUUUUGUUUUUUGUUAGCGCAGAACUGUAUUUACUGACAUUGGUUUUCUGAAGUGUUCCGUUUCUGUUUUAUUUAUGUUUAACACAACAUCCCAACUUCAUUGGAAUUGGGGUUGUAAUUGCAGAGGUGAACCUCCCCCCAUCUUUGCUUGUGAAUGGGAAGUAAUGGGGAGCUCCUUUUAUACCCAAUCAUGGCGCCCACCUCUUCCCAAUUAGCCUGUUCACCAGUGGGAUGUUCCAAACAGGUGUUUGAUGACCAUUCCACAACUUUCUCAGUCUUUUUUGCCACCUGUCCCAGCUUUUUUGGAACGUGUUGCAGCCAUAAAAUUCUAAGUUAAUGAUUAUUUGCUAAAAACAAUCAAGUUUAUCAGUUUGAACAUUACAUGUCUUGUGUUUGUAGUGUAUUCAAUUAAAUAUUGGUUGAACAUGAUUUGCAAAUCAUUGUAUUGUUUUUAUUUAUGUUUCACACAACGUCCCAACUUCAUUGGAAUUGGGGUUGUACUAUAAAAAUAAAGGUUUGAUUGUUUGACUACUGAAGGACAAAAAAGAUAUAAUCUUAACACUACAGACCCUUUCCCAAAAAAUUUAAUAUAAUGGAAAAGUUUAUUUAUUUCCAUAAUUCCAUUAAAAAAGUUAAACUUUCAUAGAUUAUAGAUACGAGGCACACAAUUUAAACAGUUCAAGUAUUUAUUUAUUUAUUUUUACAAAUUUGGGCUUCUGGCUCAUAAAAGCCACAAAAUCAGGAAUUCCAAAAAUUAGAAUACUCUCAUCAAAUCACCAUUUACUUCUUAGUUGGGUCACAUUAAAGUAAUCAAAAUAUGUUACUUUCAAAACGAUGUAUAAAGGCUUCUUUAUACUCACGCGGGCGGCGACCGCGCUGACGUCACUGCGGCUAUCCCUCGCUUGCCUUUAUACUUUAUAGCUCAACUCACACGCGUAGUUUUGAAAAUGUACUGCAGUUCACCUCCAAGUCGGGGGUGUCGCUACGGCUGGUAUUGGCUAGAACACCACAGGGUGGAUUUUCCUCUGCAUUUUGUUGCCAUUUCCGGUAGCCGUUUUUAAUUUCCUUUCCAUAACAAGGAACAAAGCAGCAACGAUGGCGACCGUGGAACAGUGUCUGCUAGAACAAAUGGACCCAGAUGACCAGAUGAUAUGUUUAAUUAUGCUACAAGAUCUAUCAAAAAAGGUGGCAGCGUCGGUGGUAUGUGGAACAUAGAGGAAGGCUGAGUACGUCAUCACAGCAUGCGACUAAAACGGACAAAUCACAAGAGAUCUCCGCGGCAUUCUACGCGUAGCAACAAUUUUUGCCGUGUGCGCGUCAAGUGACGCAGAGGGGCCACAUAGGGGGCCGCGCGGGCCAAUGCGUCGGUCACGUGAUGCAAUGCUGGCAUUGUCAGGACUAUAAAGAGGCCUUUAAUCUUCAAUACUUGGUUGGGAAUCCCUUUGCUCUCAUUACUGCCUCGAUGCGCCGUGGCCUUGAGUCAACCAGCUUGUGGCAUUGCCUGGGAGUUAUGGAAGCCCAGAUUUCCUUGAUGCUUGCUGUCAGUUCUUCUUUGUUUUGGGGUCUGGUGCCCCUCAUUUUCCUCUUGAUAAUACCCUUUAGAUUCUCCAUGGGUUUUAGAUCAGGCAAGUUGGCUGGCCAGUCAAGCACUGUGAUGGCAUUGGCAUCAAACCAGGUUUUGGUGCUUCUGGUGGUAUGGGCAGGUUCCAGGUCCUGCUGGAAGAUGAAAUAUUCAUCUCCAUACAGAUUCUCAGCAGAAGGAAUCAUGACGUCCUCUAAAACAUUCUGGUAUAGACUGUUGCGGUGACCUUGGAUUCAAUAAAGCAGAGUUCACCAACACCUGCACUGGACAUUGCACCCCAAAUCAUGACUGACUGUGGAUAUUUCACACUGGACCUCAAGCAGCUUGGGUUCUGUUCUUCACUUGUCUUCCUCCAAACCCUUGGACCUUGAUUUCCAAAUGAAAGGCACAGUUUCAUUGGAAUAGAGGACCUUGGACCACUGGCCAACAGUCCAGUCCUUGUUCUCCUUGGCCCAGUUGAGACACUUCCUACGUUGGCUCAGGCUCGGAAGCGGCUUGACCAGAGGAACCCGACAGUUGUAGCCCAUCUUCCGGAUGUGUCGGAAUGUGAUGUUUUUUUAAGCUGUGACUCCGGCCUCAUUCCACUCCUGGAUCCGUGCUAGAUUCUUGAAACUUCUCAUCUCUUUUCCUGAUGCAUCUUCUCCUGCCACAUUUUGUCCUUCCACUAAACUUUGUGGCUUACCCAUCGUAUGAAGGGUAUCAAUGAUGGUCUUCUGGCCAGUUGUCAAGUCUGCAGUCUUCCCCAUAUUGAACCCAACUGAGACAAUUGAACCAAACUAAAACAAUUUAAUGAUACCAUCUGCUUUGAGUUAAGUAGAUGAUUAGUGUGUGACACUCAGUUUAAAACAUUUAUGGCCUGCAAAAUUUGGGCUAAUUUCUUCACAGUAUUCUAAUUUUUUUAAUUCUUGAUUUUGUGGGGUUUAUGAGCUGGAAGCCCAAAUUAUGUAAACAACUAAAUAAAUAAAAUACUUGCAAUCAUUUGCCUCCUCCGACAGAUUGAUUUGACAAGAUUAGCCCAGUGGUCGUAAAAAACAGAAUACACUUGCCAGUGUUCUGACCUAGACACUGCAGUAGUCAGCCUUAGUACCAUUGAAAGAGACCAAACGUGUCUUAUAGUCUGAUCCAGGCAUACCCAGUAAAAACAGAAGGAUGCUUUAAGUCAGAGCAGAUAAUGUGUGAUCGUAAAGAGUGUGUCAGCUCAGACAAACUUCCAACUUCCUCCAAGAUGUCCCCAUGUACAAGAGUCUCGUUUUCUCAAGCUCCACUCUCCCUCUCAUCCCUCUCCUCGUGUUAACCCCAUUGCUCAUCUGUUUCUUUUAUUGUUUUCUCUCUCUCUCUCUGUUUUUUCUUUUCUUUAUCCGUCUGUGUAGGCAGCCCGUUGAGUAACUUCUUUGACGUAAUUAAACAGCUUUUUACAGACGACAAGAACACCCAAGCGUCCCACACCCCUGGUGCUCCUGUCGAGUCUAGCUCCCCCACCAAGCAUGCUUCUGGCAGCAGGCCCCACCAGC